AUGAAAUUCGUUAUUUUGGCUCUUGCCCUCAUUGGCGCUGCUUCAGCUGGAUACAUCACCCCAUACACAGCCUAUUCGACUCCCGUUGUAGGCGCUCCCGUCGUGGGUGCUCCAGUUGUAGGUGCUCCACUUGCUUACUCUGCUCCAGGAUUUGCUGCUGCUCCAGUUUUUAGAUCAGCUGUUUACGCUGCUCCAGCCGUUGCCGGUGCUCCACUGGCUUACUCCGCUCCAAUUGCUACUACCUUCCAUGGAAGCUAUGCUGCUCCAGUUAUCGAUGUCUUGAAAAAGAGGGCUGCUGCUUAG
Hermetia illucens (black soldier fly) is the source of this 303-nucleotide messenger RNA. RefSeq names its product cuticle protein 12.5-like. Lineage: Eukaryota; Metazoa; Arthropoda; Insecta; Diptera; Stratiomyidae. The transcript has a single exon. The record is from RefSeq and is a predicted model, not a curated record. The coding region runs from base 1 to 303 and encodes 100 amino acids.